Messenger RNA from Vitrella brassicaformis, 1928 nucleotides. The record is from the annotation of a GenBank genome assembly. Lineage: Eukaryota; Vitrellaceae.
AUGGCAGAGUCCCGACUCCUCUCGUCUCCGUGUGUGUGCUUCUCCCUUCCAGAUGUGUACUCGGAGCGGGGUGGUUCUGGGGUCGAGUCGCUGAUGGACAUAUUCCUGAGCCCCUUCUUCCACGCCCUUGCCCUCAUCCUCGCGCUCGUAUUCUUCCCUCAGACGCCUCCCGACGCCGACAGACAACACGCCGACAUCUUUGAGAGCGUCAAAAAACAAUCCGCCGCCAUCUCUGAGAUCUGGGGCAUCCAGCUGCCCCGCGAUUUGCCUCGCCUCUGCUUCAUGAAUCGCCAGCAAAUAGAUGACUUGCUGAAGCACGCCCGGAUACUGCAGGAGUCUGCGGUGAUGCUUAACAAGCUGCGGCAAGUCGUGGAGCGUGCCAUCAAUGCCGCCCUCAAGCCGCAGCGCGACAUCGCCGCCCGCAUCGGCUGCCUGCUGCCCAUGGUGCCGCACCACGAUGACGGCACGGAUCAGCCGGUGGACGGCGAGACGUAUCGCCUGACCUACAAGCACCACGGCGAGUCACCCCACCACGACCCCCGCGACCUCACAUUCGGUCCGUACGAGGCCACAUCCAUCGCCUGGAAGAUCGGCGCAUUUCUCCACGACCCGUCGGCUGCCCGUGCGGUCAUCGGCGAGUACCGCGACGACGACCUCAUCGACGACGACCUCAUCGACGACGACCUCAUCGGCGACUGGCUUGAUCCGCGGAUCAAGCGCCGUGUGAGAGCCGCCGUCGACCAUUUCGUCAAGCAGGCGGCCACCAGGACGGCGAGCAACCGGGAGGUGGUGGGCAAGACCGAGAGGGGCGAGGGCGGACGGCCGGGGGGGGUGCUGGCUCGGUGGUGGGAUCGUCUGAGGGGUGUGACGGGGGCUAAGGGUGUGACGGGGGAUGGACAAGGCAAGCUGACGGUGCGCGUGCCGGCACUGCAGUGCUUCGCCAUCCACGGAGAAGGACAGCAUCCUCACAGGCGUCUCGGCGUGCCCGAGGUGGUGCAUCGGGCGAUCCUGGACGAGGUGGCCGCAUACCGGAUUAGCGGAGUCGUCAAGGGCUUCAACAGCCACUUGAGCGACACCGACUGCCAGUUCCAGUGGGGGCAGCUAGGCUACAUCGACGAGUCGGGCUGCUUCGUAUCGCUGGGCAUCAACUAGGAAGGAUGGGAUGGGAGGGAGGGGGGAGCCUGGACGGUCCGUAGCUUAAAGGGGGCUGGGCAUGUCGUGUCAUGUCUGUCUGUCUGCCUGUCUGUCUGCCUUGUCGCCUGUCCGUCUGGCCGUCUUGUCUGGUUGUGAGAGCAAAGUGUGCUUUGCCACCUAGGCGGCGCACAAGCAACACGACCCCCCUCUUGGUCUGUCUGUCCCACUGUGGGUGUCGGCUGGCGGGUUUUUGUGGUACGUUGUGUGGCUUGGUGUGCGCCUGCCUGACGACUGACUGUGGAUGAACGCCCGGUCAGUGGUGAUCUGUUUUGCCUACCUGUGCAUUCAUACGGCCUCUGCCUGCGGUAAGCGUCGUGUUAUGGGGUGUGUUGCUGGCUGGCGCCUUCCCGUUUCGUGAUGCAUUGGUUGACGUCUUCUCGUGCUGGCGACCCAAUCAGCUCGAGGAUGCGUCAACCGAUGCCGCGUGAGACGGAAAGACCCUUCCCGACGCAUCCACAAAUGGACAACAAAUCCCAGUGGGUGGGUGCAUGUGUAUAGCUUCGUCAGACUUGCAUGGCUGUGUGGGGGCGUGGGUGGACGGCGUCGCACAUGUAUAUACCUAAACACUUAAGGAACAUCCCCAAAGGAACAUCCCCAAAUAUAGCUAGCCCUCGAUCGGAUGCGAAAAUCGCCGCCGCCUCUGACAUGCCCAGAGAGCGCGCGCGUGUGUGUGCGUGUGUGUCCGUUGUGAAUGAAUGAAGAUCGCUAAUAUACAUCUGGAUGAAUGGAUGGAC